GCCGCCGCCUGGCUGGGGUGCCGGCAUGGCCGCGGGCUUGUGAGCGCGGGGCGCACGAGGGGCCGCUGCCACCAUGCCCGGGGGUGUGGGCGCCGCCCGGCGCUGCCUGCUGGCGCUCGCCCUGCUGGCAUGGACCAGAAGAGGAAGAGGGGAAGGCAGCCCCCAGCCACAGCAUGAACUAAUAAUACCUCAGUGGAAGGCUGCAGAAGGCCCUAUGGGAGAAAAGCAUCCACUCAAAGCUGAGCUCAGGGUAAUGGCCGAGGGGCGAGAGCUGAUCCUGGACCUGGAGAAGAAUGAAUACCUUUUCGCUCCAACCUACACAGAAACGCAUUAUACUCCGAGUGGCAACCCUCGAACCACCACGCUGAAAUCCGAGGAUCACUGCUUUUACCAUGGGACGGUGAGGAAGGCGGAAGAAUCCAGUGUCACGCUCAGCACCUGCCGAGGAAUGAGAGGACUGAUUGUGGUGAACAGUAACCUCAGCUACAUCAUCGAGCCCCUCCCCGACAGUGGGGGCCACCACCUUAUUUACAGAUCUGAACAUCUCAAGCUGCCUCCCGGGAACUGUGGGUUCGAGCACUCUGGAAACACCAGCAGGGACUGGGGCUUUCAGUUUACAAACCAGAUCAAGAAACGACCUCACCGGAUAAAAAGGGAAGACUUGAACUACAUGAAGUACGUGGAGCUCUACAUUGUGGCUGAUUCUGCGGAGUUUACCAAGAAUGGACGAGAUCUGGAAGCCACCAAAAACAAGCUCAUCGAGAUCGCCAAUUAUGUUGAUAAGUUUUACCGACCCUACAACAUCCGGAUUGCUCUCGUGGGCUUGGAAGUAUGGACUCAUGGGGAUCAGUGUGAAAUUUCAACAAACCCCUACACCACCCUCUGGUCAUUUCUUCGUUGGAGGCGCAAGCUGGUCUUUCGGAAGAAGCACGACAAUGCACAGUUAAUCACUGGCGUGCGUUUCCAGGGCGUCACCAUCGGCCUGGCCCCCCUCAACGUCAUGUGCUCCGUGUACCAGUCUGGAGGCGUGAACAUGGACCACUCUGAGAAUUCCAUUGGCGUGGCUGCCACCAUGGCCCAUGAGAUGGGCCACAACUUCGGCAUGACCCAUGAUCUGAAAGGUUGCUGCCACGCCAGCGCGGCUGACGGUGGGUGCAUCAUGGCAGCCGCCACCGGGCAUCCUUUUCCCAAAGUGUUCAAUGGAUGCAACAGGAGGGAGCUGGAAAGGUAUUUGCAGUCAGGUGGUGGGAUGUGUCUCUCGAACAUGCCAGACAUCAAGAUGCUGUACGGAGGCCGGAGAUGCGGAAAUGGGUACCUGGAAGAAGGGGAAGAGUGUGACUGUGGGGAGGAAGAGGAAUGUGACAAUCCCUGCUGCAAUGCCUCUAACUGCACCCUGAGGGACGGGGCGGAGUGUGCCCACGGCUCCUGCUGUCACCGCUGUAAGCUGGUGGCCCCUGGCACGCUGUGCCGCCCACAGGCCCGGCAGUGCGACCUCCCAGAGUUCUGCACGGGCAAGUCUCCCCACUGUCCCACCAACUUCUACCAGAUGGACGGCACCUCCUGUGAGGGCGGCCAGGCCUACUGCUACAACGGCAUGUGCCUCACCUACCAGGCCCAGUGCGAGCAGCUGUGGGGUCCCGGUGCCCAGCUUGCUCACGACCUCUGCUUCGAGAGGGUGAAUGUGGCAGGGGACACCUAUGGGAACUGUGGGAAGGACAUGAAUGGGAAACACAAGAAGUGCAGCAUCAGGGAUGCCAAGUGUGGGAAGAUCCAGUGUCAGGCUUCUCAGUCCCGGCCCCUGGAGUACAACGCCGUGGCCAUCGACACCACCAUCACCAUAAAUGGGCGGGAAGUCCAGUGUCGGGGCAUCCAUGUCUACCAAAGUGCCGAGGAGGAGAAUGACAUGCUGGACCCAGGCCUGGUGCUGACGGGGACCAAGUGUGGCUACAACCAUAUUUGCUUCGAGGGGGAGUGCAGGAACACCUCCUUCUUUGAAACCGAAGGCUGCGGGAAGAAGUGCAAUGGCCACGGGGUCUGCAACAACAACCAGAACUGCCACUGCAACUCAGGCUGGGCCCCACCCCACUGCAACACGCCUGGCUUUGGAGGCAGCAUCGACAGCGGGCCCAUGCCCCCUGAGGGCGUAGGUCCCGUGCUGGCCGGCGUGUUCUCGGCCCUCUUCGUGCUGGCGGUGCUCGUGCUGAUAUACUACUGCUGCAAGCAGGACAGCAGGCUGGGCCAGCUCAAGGCCUUUGCCCUUCCCUCCAAGUUGAGGCAACAGUUCAGUUGUCCCUUCAGGGUGUCUCAGAACAGUGGAACUGGACAUGCCAACCCAACAUUCAAGUUGCAGACCCCUCAGGGCAAGCGAAAGGUGAUUAACACCCCUGAACCCCCACGGAAGCCUCCUGUGCCCCCUCCGGACUAUCUGCAGGGCAGCUCCCCACCUGUGCCAUUGCCAGCACACCUCCUCAGGACUCCUAGGAACCCCCCUGGGGCUGGACCCCAAGUAGAGCGGAAGGAGUCAGCCCGGAGGCCGCCCCCAAGCCGGCCAAUGCCCCCCGCACCACAUUGCAUCCUCUCCCAGGAUAUCUCCAGGCCUCGGCCACCUCAGAAGGCGCUCCCGGCAAACCCUGUGCCAGGCCGCAAGAACGUCUCCAGGCCCGGCGGUGCCGCCAUCCUGCCACCCACCGCCGCGGGCCGCCCUCAGCAGUCCUGGCCUCUGUUAACCCCUGCCCCAAAGUUUCCUGACUACACAGCGCAGAGGGCUGGGUGGAUGACUAACUCAAGAAUCUAGGCCUGUCUAGGGGCUGCUUCCUUUCCCGGGACUCAGCACCACAGUCUGGAAGCCGUCUGGCCGCCUCUGAGCCCUUCCUCCCGGACCACCGCAUCUCCGAAAAUCUCCUUGACUCAUUGCCUCCCAGCCUCCUCUCAGGCCCAGAGUCCCCACCAUCCAACGGCAUCCCAGAGUUGUUUUGUGCAAUAUACAGCCCGGGGGGAGAGGAUGAAUGGCGGCUUCUCCAAGCUCCCUUCAACUGGCCC
This is a messenger RNA of Myotis lucifugus (little brown bat), 3039 nucleotides long. It is a transcript of the gene ADAM19, whose product is annotated as ADAM metallopeptidase domain 19. Gene Ontology annotation, biological process: membrane protein ectodomain proteolysis. The record is from RefSeq and is a predicted model, not a curated record. The coding region runs from base 74 to 2794 and encodes 906 amino acids. NCBI's taxonomy places the organism in Eukaryota, Metazoa, Chordata, Mammalia, Chiroptera, Vespertilionidae. The transcript is spliced from 23 exons. Gene Ontology annotation, molecular function: metalloendopeptidase activity.